Molecule: messenger RNA, 750 nt
Organism: Trichophyton rubrum CBS 118892
Lineage: Eukaryota; Fungi; Ascomycota; Eurotiomycetes; Onygenales; Arthrodermataceae
Exons: 1
Coding region: 1-750 (249 amino acids)
Source: RefSeq, a predicted model, not a curated record
AUGUGUUCAUUGAGGCUUGGGAAAAACUGGGCAACGAUAAAUGUAGCUAUCCAGCUUGAUGCGAGAGCCCAACUCUGCGUUGCUCCAACUGCUUCUGGCCCUACUAGCUCUGAGGCUAGAAUGAAUGGAACGGGGCCAAGGCCAACAGCGAAACUUGUCACAAACAAGAGCGUUGCCACAGCCGAGAGGACUUUGAAAUUGGAUGCUAUCCCUAUAGCAAGUAACAUAGACAUGCUGCCCAUACCUGAUAUACUAAGCAAGAUACAUGUUUUCCGGCCGAGUUUGUCGGAUAAUGGUGCGCAGAUGACUGUCAUGAUUAGGUUUAGACAGGAUACUAGGACCGUUAGGAGAGCUGCGGUCGUCGGUAGAAUAGUAGAUAGGAGCGAGACGCUAUACAUGACGAUACUGUUGAUGCCGGUGAACUGUUGCGUAAGCAUUAUUGCGAUGACGGAUAUUAUGGCGGGUCUGUAUAUUGGGUCCAUCAACGCUCCAAACAUAGUCACGGCUUCUUUGGAACGGGAGGCAGUUCUUGACGAUGGGUUUGCCAGAAGGGAUUCUUCUUCCUCCGUUUCGACGGCUAUGGGACCUCUUGGGCCGGAAGGUGUGGAGGUAUGCCAGGUUCUUAUUUCUUCACUGAUAUCUGCUGUAGGGCCUCUUAUUCUUUGCAGAAUCUUUUUGGCUUGGACUAUGUUCUGGUUAUCUGCGAGCCAGACAGGACUUUCGACAACAAAUGCCAGCCCAAAGAGCUGA